GAAGUUGGGCUGAGUGCGAGGGACUGAUCCUUCAAGCGCUUGCCUGCCGACCGGGCCUUUCUGGGUGCUUUCCAACCCCACUUCUUCCGCUCCCUUCUGUUUGGUCAGUACAUAAUGGAAGCAGCAUGGCCACUCAUUUCUCCUUGACACAGAAUUUCAGUCUGUACUUGUGAAUGACACAUCAUGGGCACCCAGUGUUGUGACAUUAAGCAGCUUAAUGUUACAUUGUCAAGUGCAAAUCCCGUGUAUGAGAAGUAUUAUCGUCAGGUUGAUCCUGGUAAUUCUGGAAGGGUAUUGGCUUCUGACGCUGCUGUCUUCCUGAAGAAAUCAGGACUGACAGAUUUGAUUCUUGGGAAGAUUUGGGACCUUGCUGAUACCGAUGGCAAAGGUAUCUUAAAUAAACAGGAAUUUUUUGUGGCUUUACGACUUGUAUCCUGUGCACAGAAUGGACUGGAUGUUUCACUGAGUAGCCUUAACUUGCCUGUCCCUCCACCAAGAUUUAAUGAUUCUACUAGUCCCCUACUAUCUGGAGGAACACCAACUGAUAUCCCAUGGGCUGUUAAGCUAGAAGACAAGGCCAAGUAUGAUGCUAUUUUUGACAGCCUAAACCCCAUGAAUGGAUUGUUGUCAGGUGAUAAAGUGAAACCUGUUCUACUCAACUCCAAACUACCAGUUGACAUCUUGGGAAGGGUUUGGGAGCUAAGUGACAUUGACCAUGAUGGAAUGCUGGAUCGGGAUGAAUUUGCAGUUGCUAUGUACUUGGUGUACUGUGCUCUUGAGAAGGAACCUGUGCCAAUGUCCUUGCCUCCAGGAUUGGUGCCACCUUGUAAAAGAAAAGGUGUCAAUAUUCCAGGUGCAGUACAAUUGGUGCCACCUUCAUCCUCUAGUAAAGAUUCUCAUCAGUCCAUACCACCUGUAGGCCUCUUGCCACCCAAAGCAACGUCAACACAGUGGGUUGUAUCAGCUGCAGAUGCAAUAAAAUAUCAUGAAAUAUUUCUGAAAACUGACAAAGACAUGGAUGGCUUUGUCUCUGGUAUGGAAGCUAGAGAAUUAUUCUUAAAGACUGGUCUGCCCUCUGCCUUACUUGCACAUAUCUGGGCACUCUGUGACACGAAGGACUGUGGGAAGCUUUCCAAGGAACAGUUUGCCUUGGCCUUUCAUUUCAUCAAUCAGAAGCUGACAAAGGGGAUUGAUCCUCCUCAGGUGCUAACAGUAGAUAUGAUUCCGCCAUCAGAGAGGACCACUCUGCAAAAGAACACAGUAGGACCGAGUGCUGUGGCAGAUUUUUCUGCAAUCAAAGAGCUAGAUACUUUAAGCAAUGAAAUAGUUGACCUACAGAGGGAAAAGAAUACUGUGGAGCAGGAUCUGAAGGAAAAAGAAGACACGAUCAAACAGAGGAGAAAUGAAAUUCAGGAUCUUCAGGAUGAAGUAAAAAGGGAGAGCAAUAACUUGCAAGCACUGUUGAUUCAGAGGCAGGAAGCAGAGGAAAUCCUUCAUGAUCUUGAUGAGGAGAAAGCCAAGUUGGAAGAGGAGCUUAACAUCAUUCGACAAAAAUGUGCUGAGGAAGCUGAUUUGAUUGCAUCACUAAAGGAAGAAAUAACAGAUCAGGAGUCCAAACUCUCAACAUAUAAGAAUGAUUUGAACAAUGCCCAAGAAGAGCUCAGCAGAUUACAGCAGGAAACAUCAGAGCUAGAAAAGCAUGUAGAAACAGGAAAGCUGCAGUUGGCACCUCUUCAGUGGGAUCUCCAAGACACACGACAAGAAAUUACCUCAGUAGAAACAAAACUGUACGAGUUCAAAGAACUGGAAAACAGCCAGUUUAACUGGGAACCUCAAUCACAGAGCACAAUACUUAAUGGAAAUUCAGAUCAUUCUAGCCUCAGCAACAGCAGCAGUGAAACUGCUAAUGAGAAUGCUGAAAGAGAGAAUUCAGCUGACACUGAACAAAUAAAUCGUAAAUCUCCUGGCAGGAAUAGUCCAGAAACAGCAUAUGUAGAAACAGUUGAAGAAGAGAAAGAGAUUUCAUCCCCAGAUGUUACCAAAAAAGAAGAACCAUUUAAUGAAGAAACCCAACAGCUCUCUGAUCAGAUUACAGGAUCCAAUUUAGACUUCUUUGAGUCUGAUCCAUUUGUUGGUAGUGAUCCUUUCAAGGAUGAUCCUUUUGGAAAGAUUGAUCCUUUUGGUAGUGAUCCUUUCAAAGGUUCGGAUCCUUUUGCUGCUGACUGUUUUUUCAAGCAGUCAUCCACAGAUCCUUUUGGAAAUAUUGACCCCUUCAGCACAAACAACCACAGCAGCAAUUCUACAACAGAAACGCUGAAGCAUAAUGAUCCUUUUGCUCCUGGUGGAACUGCUGUUACUGCAACAAGUGAUCCAGCUACAGAUCCCUUUGCUUCUCUGUUUGGAAAUGAAUCAUUUGGAAGUGGUUUUGCUGACUUUAGCACAUUGUCAAAGGCAAACAAUGAAGAUCCUUUUAGUUCAGGUACAACAAGCUCUCUCAAUAAUAUGGUCAUAACCAAAAAUGUAUUUGAGGAACCUCCAUCCAAAAAUGAAGACGUUCCUCCUGCUUUGCCUCCUAAAAUUGGAACACCUACCAGACCUUGUCCUCCCCCACCUGGAAAAAGACCUAUCAACAAAUUGGAGUCUUCAGAUUCCUUUAAACCGAAUGAUCCUUCCCAGCCAUUCUCGGGUUGUGAUGGUCCCAAAGAACAGGAAGCUGACCCAUUUGCUCCUACUGGUGUGUGCAAAGAGAUGGACACCAGCAAUUUUGCUAAUUUCAGUGCUUAUCCUACUGAAGAAGACAUGAUUGAAUGGGCAAAAAGAGAAAGUGAGAGGGAAGAGAAAGAGCGACUUGCAAGGUUAAAACAACAAGAACAAGAAGAUCUAGAACUUGCUAUUGCACUCAGUAAAUCUGAAAUAUCAGAAGCAUGAAGAAUUGCCUCAACCAUUUCUCCCUUUCCCUGGAUAAUUAUGCUAUUUGUAAAGCUAAUCAUAAAUACAUAUGAACAGGGAAAUACAAAAGGCUUUAAAUUCCUACAAAUGUGAUUUUUGAGCAACUGAAUCUUAUGUGUAUUUUUUCAUAUUUUCCAUAUUCACUAAUGUCAUCUGACAACUCUUUAACAUAGUAAACUUCCAUUUGUAUUUAUCUCUGAUUUCUUCUGUACUAUAAAACAUUACACCAAAGUAGAUUCUUUUCAGGCAAAAAGACAGCUCUUUAUUAUUUUAAAAUUAGAAUAUUGAGGCACACCAGUCUACUUUUGAAAGGUCUCAAAAGGCAGUUAUAUCUCAUACCCUUUCUUUCUUGCACUGAUUUUUUUUUUUUGUAGGGUUGAAGAUCUAAAAUGUGCAGGCGUAUGUAACUACAUGAAAUGGAUUGAUUAGCCUUUGGUCCUAUACAGCUGGCUACUAUGUUACUAAUUUGUCUUAAAAUUGAGUAGAUGGCUAUUUAUAUGUCUUGAUUAGCUGUCUCUUUAGAAGGUUCAUUUUUGCCAAUUACUAUAAGAGUGAAUUGCUUUUGUUCUCUCAGAUAACCUAUAGAGCAAAACACAUUGUUACUUGUAAGCAAAGCUGGUCAUGCAGUUAUAAAUUAAAGUUAUAAAAUAUCUGGCUUGCAAAUAAUUCAGGUAACUAAAAUUCUGAUAAUCUUGCCUUUUGCUGAAAUGUUCAUGUCUAGUUAUCACAGGUAUUAGAAAAUUAUUGUAUAUUUCACAGAGAUAAUGACAAUUUAUUGCUAGGCACAUACAGUGCUUUCAUGCCAAUUGCUUUUCUUCUUUCUUUUUAAAUAAAAACUCCACAGCUAGAUUGGGUAUCUAAUAGAACUGCCAGUGUUCCAGACACUGUAAGUGUUUCCUGAAACUGUUAACUCUCAUUUUUUCUGUUGCAUUACACUUUUACAACUUAGUCUAGUAUUCAAGGAAAAUUUGUAAAAUUGGACUGUUUGGCUAAGUUUACUAAGACAUACUCUGUUUUAGGUCAUAUUUUUUCUGUGAAAUAUGCAAGUAAACUGGUAAGUUGACAGCUGAAUUUGAAAUAGAGAAAGAAAUAGAAUGCAUAAAAUAAUAGUUUAUAACACUUACUGUUAGGUAUAAUUUAUUGAAAGCCAAUUGAUAGUUGCACCUUAAACUGAAAUACUGUUUUAUGGUCACUGAGACAAAAUAAGAUUAAGUAUUAAUGAAAGUAACUUAUUACCUGUUCUGUGUAAUGUGUUCUGUUCUGCAGAGUGAUAACCUCAUUCUGAAUGACUACUUUUCCACCCUCAAUACAUGCACAGUUAAGUUACAGACUUAGAAAAUUAGUGGCUUUUCCCUCCCAAACCUGUGGUAUUUGUAUAUGAAAUAACAAGUUUUUGAAAGGUUCUUCUGCUGCAGGGGGUUACAUAGUCAGCACUGUCAAGCUGAAGUGACUCCAGUUACCUGUGGAUGCUUCAGUCAAUCUUUUGAAGAAGGUAGUUUUCCUCAGUUAUCCUGAAAAUGUUGAGACUUGUUUUAAGAAACUUUUUCUUGCACUAGGAACAUUUGAAAACACCUAAUCAGAAAAGUUAUCUAGCAAACCCUCUUUCAAUAUCAAUGUCCAUAAUUUAUCUACAUGACCUUUGUAAUAGCAUUAACAUGCAUAUUGUAUUUUUAACUGGACUGCAUACAUUUACUUUUUUUACAUAUAUACUUGGUGGACCAACACAAUGUGUAUGCAUGUUACACACAUGCACACACACAUUCUCUCUCUCUCAAGCUUUCUUGUAUAGGAUUGAAAAGUUCUGAGUCACUUGAUGUUACAUUUUAUGUUACUGACUGAUUACAGAGCCUCUACUCAAAGGCUUCUAAAUCAACCACUGCUGUGUCAGCUUCAAAGGCAUUACUGUUAAAAGUUUAAAAAAGCUUUUACAAACUUGUUCAGGUGGUAUUAGCCUCUAUUUAUAGACCUAUGUUUAAAAAUUCUAAAAUAGCCUGUAAUUAUGAAUAAAACACUUUAAGUAUAUGA
Molecule: messenger RNA, 4974 nt
Organism: Varanus komodoensis (Komodo dragon)
Lineage: Eukaryota; Metazoa; Chordata; Lepidosauria; Squamata; Varanidae
Gene: EPS15
Product: epidermal growth factor receptor pathway substrate 15
Exons: 26
Coding region: 184-2928 (914 amino acids)
Biological process (GO): endosomal transport; endocytosis
Cellular component (GO): clathrin coat of coated pit; plasma membrane; cytoplasm
Molecular function (GO): calcium ion binding; cadherin binding
Source: RefSeq, a predicted model, not a curated record